Molecule: messenger RNA, 2159 nt
Organism: Malus domestica (apple)
Lineage: Eukaryota; Viridiplantae; Streptophyta; Magnoliopsida; Rosales; Rosaceae
Product: UNC93-like protein 1
Source: RefSeq, a predicted model, not a curated record
CUUGGGAAUUGAAAUACAAGAUUCCCUUCCACCCCUAAUCUAACGAAUGAUUAAAAAUUUGAAACUGUGAUUUUUUUAUGCAUAUUCAUAUCCCAUCCCGUCAGGAUUAGGGAUUUAUAAUCUGACUUUUCUCAGCAUCAUUCUCACACGCCCCGCUGGACUCUGAAAACCCAGACAAAGCCUGGACUCCAUAAAUUGUCAUUUGCUAUGCAUUCUUUGUCCAAUCCAAGGGUCCUUGUCCGUUUUGACCCUUGCAAUUGGUCCCGGACUAUAUCGUCCCGAGCUAAAUCCUUCUGCUAAUCACAACCACAUAAGUUCAUCCUUUCGAUUCUCCACCAAAUCCCCGUAAAUUAGAUUAGUUUAGAAUAUCGCUCGAUAAAAAGUUCGGAUCCCAGUUCCAUUUGGCAUUCAAAGGGAGGAACUUUGUGAUUAAAAUCACACAGAAGUCGUAAAAUUUAUCACCUGGGAUUCGAUGGUUUCCGAAGGAGUGGAAGAAUCGGGAGGCACGGAGGUGCCCCAGUCGAAAUUCAGGUACAACUCGCCGUUUGUCCAAGUGAGUUUGAUCGGAUUGGUCUGUUUCUGCUGCCCUGGCAUGUUCAUGGCCCUCUCUGGCAUGGGCGGCGGAGGCCAGGUCGACCCGACUGCCUCCAACAACGCCUCCACCGCCCUCUAUACCACCUUCGCCGUCUUCGGAAUUCUCGGCGGCGGCAUCUACAACAUCCUCGGCCCCCGCCUCACUCUCCUCUCCGCCUGCCCCACCUACGUCCUCUACGCCGGCUCAUUCCUCUACUACAACCACCACAAGCACCAGGCUUUCGCUAUUGUCGCCGGAGUAAUCCUCGGAAUCGGCGCCGGCCUCCUCUGGGCAGGCCAAGGCGCCAUCAUGACGUCAUACCCUCCCCCGAACCGAAAGGGGACAUACAUCUCGAUUUUCUGGAGCAUUUUCAACAUGGGUGGCGUCAUCGGUGGACUAAUUCCCUUCGUUCUUAAUUACCACCGGAGCGAAGCGGCUUCCGUCAACGAUGCAACUUACAUUGGGAUAAUGAUUUUCAUGUCCAUCGGGACUCUUUUAUCCCUCUCUAUCCUGCCCGCCAGCAAAGUUGUCCGGGACGACGGGACUAAAUGUACGGACAUUCAGUACUCAAAUGUCACAACUGAGGCCAUUGAGAUUGCCAAGCUGUUUACGAAUUGGAAAAUGCUUCUUAUAAUCCCGGCUGCUUGGUCGGGCAAUUUUUUCUACACCUACCAGUUCAACAACGUCAACCAAAUUAUGUUUAAUCUGAGGACGAGAGGAUUGAACAAUGUGUUCUACUGGGGAGCGCAGAUGUUGGGGUCCAUCGGGAUUGGAUACGUUAUGGAUUUCAGCUUCAAGAGCAGGAGGACGAGGGGUUUCGCUGGCAUUUCAGUAGUUGGUGUUCUCGGGACUACAAUUUGGAUUGGCGGACUUGUCAACCAGCUCAACUACUCUCGCAGUGAUUUGCCUGAGAAGUUGGAUUUUAAGGACUCCGGCUCUGCUUUCGCAGGACCCUUCGUGUUGUAUUUUAGUUUCGGACUGCUUGAUGCCAUGUUCCAGAGCAUGAUUUACUGGGUCAUUGGAGCCUUGGCUGAUAACUCUGAAAUUCUAAGCAGGUAUGUUGGAUUCUACAAAGGAAUACAGAGUGCAGGGGCAGCAGUUGCUUGGCAAGUCGAUACGCUCAAGGCAUCCUUCCUCUCCCAAUUGGUUACCAAUUUCGCGCUCAACACCGUGAGUUAUCCGCUGCUGCUGGUUCUGAUCUUGCUGGCUGUGAAGGAUGAAGGUAAGGCUGAUGUGGAGGAAUUUACCAAGGAGAAGGUUGCUGAGCCUGCAGCCUCAGAGAAGUGAUCAUAAUGAUCGUCGGCUUAAUUAGCAGAUCAAAUUAGUCAUAAGCUCUGAAUAUUUGAUUUAAUUACGUUCAUACAAUCGAAUCUUCACGAAUUAGUGUAAAUUAUGUACCAUGUUCAAAUUGUCAAGUAUUUUACUGAGUAAAUGUUGUAAUGGAGGUACUAUAUUGAAAUAAAAUAGUAGGUGGGGUAUGAAAGUGAAAUGUUUUAAAGAUGUUGUAUAGAGUUGUAAUAGACUUUAAACUUGAGGGGUAACUAUGUAAUUUACCCUAAUAAAUAAUACACCGUUAUUGUGGGAA